AGGUGUCGACAGCCGGUGCCAGUGCCAGGCACUGGGUGCCCGGGGCAGGAAGAGCCAAGGCUCAGACCACAGGUGCACUCUUCCACCCUAGCUGCAGGUACUGGCCUACUGACGGACCACUCAGUGAUUCUCCCCUUGAUCUCCAACCCUUCACUGGCUGGGCACUGCCACUAUGGCACAGACAGAUGUGCUCCUGACCCAGCAGCCAGCCCCACAGACAGUACCACCCUGCGCACUGCCGCCCAAGGAGUAUGAGGUGGCCUGUAACACAGGAGUCCACACAUCCUCGGGCCUGGCCACCACCGGCUUCCGAACGGCCAAGUACCUGGCGGAUGAGUGGUUUCAGAACUGCUAUGCCCGCUACCACCAGGCACUGGCUGACCGAGACACGUCGGAGAGGCAGCGGCAUGAGAGCCGGCAGCUGGCAGCAGAGACAGAGGCUCUGGCUGAGCGCACGCAGCAGGACUCCACACGCAGGCUGGGAGAGCGCUUGCAGGAUGCCCACUGCUGGAAGUCAGAGUUACAGCAGGAGGUGGACGCGCUGGCCGCAGAGACUGACCUGCUGCAGGCCCAGAAGCAGCGGCUGGAGUGCGCCCUGGAUGCCACCUCCUUGCCCUUCUCCAUGGCCUCGGACCAGCUGCAGUGCUGUGAGCGCCGCCAGCACCCUGACCUUGUGCGUGACCAUGUGGAGAUGGAGUUGCUGAAGGAGGCUGAGCUCAUCAGGAACAUUCAGCAGCUCCUGAAGAGAACCAUCCUCCAAGCUGUGGACCAAACACGGCUGAACAGGGAGCACAAGGAGACGUGCGAGAGGGACUGGUCGGACAAGGUCGAAGCCUACAACAUCGAUGAGACCUGCUGUGGCUACCACAGCCAGAGCACCGAGGUGCAGCUCCACCCACACUCGGCAGCCUUCGAGGAGAGCGCCUCCACGCCCGAGACUUGGGCGCACUUCACGCGGGACAACCUGCUCCGCGCUGAGCGCGAACGCCAGGCCUCAGCCAACCUGCGGACGCUUAUCGACGCCAUCCUUCGGGACACGGCCGAGGACCUGAGGCUGCAGUGCGACGCUGUCAACCUGGCCUUUGCGAGCCGCUGCGAGGAGCUGGAGGAUGCGCGCCAAAAGUUGCAGUACCACCUGCAGAAGACACUACGGGAAAUCACUGACCAGGAGCAGCAGGCUGCAGCACUAAAGCAGGCCAUCAAAGACAAGGAAGCACCUCUGCGGGUUGCCCAGUCCCGCCUGUACCAGCGCUCCCAGAGGCCCAACGUGGAGCUGUGCCGAGAUGCUGCCCAGCUCAGGCUGCUGAGUGAGGUGGAGGAGCUGAACCUGUCCCUUUCCCUGCUGCGGGAGAAGCUGCAGGAGGCCCAGCAGGCACUGCACAACCUGGAGGACACUCGCAUGUGCCUGGAGAAGGACAUUGCUGUCAAGACCAACAGCCUCUUCGUGGAUCGCCGGAAGUGCAUGGCCCACCGCACCCGAUACCCCACUGUCCUCCAGCUGGCUGGCUUCCAGUGACUUGCGACCGCUGCACUAUUCUGCCCCCAAAUAAAAAACAC
Messenger RNA from Fukomys damarensis (Damara mole-rat), 1557 nucleotides. It is a transcript of the gene Tekt4, whose product is annotated as tektin 4. The transcript is spliced from 7 exons. The coding region runs from base 173 to 1516 and encodes 447 amino acids. Gene Ontology annotation, biological process: cilium assembly; cilium movement involved in cell motility. Lineage: Eukaryota; Metazoa; Chordata; Mammalia; Rodentia; Bathyergidae. Gene Ontology annotation, cellular component: nucleus; sperm flagellum; microtubule cytoskeleton. The record is from RefSeq and is a predicted model, not a curated record.